Molecule: messenger RNA, 2193 nt
Organism: Solanum pennellii
Lineage: Eukaryota; Viridiplantae; Streptophyta; Magnoliopsida; Solanales; Solanaceae
Product: zinc transport protein ZntB-like
Exons: 8
Coding region: 291-1994 (567 amino acids)
Biological process (GO): metal ion transport; transmembrane transport
Cellular component (GO): membrane
Molecular function (GO): metal ion transmembrane transporter activity
Source: RefSeq, a predicted model, not a curated record
UAGCAUAAUAAUUUUGUAAGUUAAUUAAGCAAAAACCAAAAGAACGUUUUUGUUGACUGUGAUAGGGAAUUACUAUUUUCAUCUUAGUGGGUGCCCUCUCUCCCCUUUUCCAUAGUUGGACUGGCGACUCCAAAAGAUUUGCAGGGCUUGAGGAACAUCCUAACAAUAUGAUAAUGCAAAAUUCACAAGGCUUUUUGUUCAUGUAAUAUGGGGACACUUGGUUCUGGUUUUUCCGCUCACUUAUGCUGAGAAGACAUCACAGGACUUCGUAGUGUUUGCCAAUUUUUUGCAUGAAAGUAAAUAAGGGUAGCAUGAGUGAAGGCCACUCUUCACAAGGCAAUAGGGCUAGGAAGACAGAGAGCCAUAGAGUGCACUUCCAUAAGGAUGUCAUGCCAGGGAGUGAGCUGUGGACUGAUGGACUUAUUUGUGCUUUUGAGUUUGUUAGAGAAGACAAGAAAUUUGGACAAAAAUCUUCUACCAAAUGUUUACUCGAUAAUGAAAUAGUUAAAAGGCCAGCGCGUGCUUAUAAAUUGGCUGAGGCUCCUGUUCAAAGAACCAACGGGAACAGUUUGGUGGAUUCUACCUCUCUUGUUGAGUCGAGAGAACAGGAGAUUUCUCCUGCGGAUGGCAAGAUAGAUAACCAAAGCUCUCCUGGACAGAAGGUUUAUAAUUUGGAAAAAAUUGGAGGGAACCAUUGGAUUCCUAUUGGUUGGGCUAGGAUUUCUGACCUUAUACAAACUGUUCAAGCAGAUUCUGUAUGGUCCACCCAGCAGUUUGAUCUCAUUGAUGAUGAAGAUGAUCUCACUGUUGCAGAUUUAGCCGCUCCCUAUUGGGAGCGUCCAGCUGGACCUAUUUGGUGGUGCCAUGUGACUGCUGGUCAUCCUUCUGUAGAUGCAUGGCUAAGUAAUGCCCCGUGGUUACAUCCCGCAAUUAGUGUUGCCUUAAGAGAUGAAGGUCGGCUAAUAAGUGAAAAAAUGAAACACCUCUUGUAUGAGGUCCCAGUAAGGGUGGCUGAAGGGCUGUUAUUUGAGCUGUUGGGCCAAUCUGCUGGUGAUCCAAAUAUUGACGAAGAUGACAUCCCUGUUGUAAUUCGUUCUUGGCAAGCACAGAACUUUUUAAUUACGGUUUUGCACGUGAAAGGAUCAGCAGAAAACCUCAACGUUUUGGGUAUCACAGAAGUUCAGGAACAACUUCUUGCUGGUGGCUAUAAUGCACCACGGACAGUACAUGAAGUCAUUGCUCAUUUAGCUAGCCGCCUUGCUAGAUGGGAUGACAGAUUGUUUCGGAAAUUGAUAUUCGGUGCAGCAGAUGAAGUGGAAUUGAAGUUUGUUAACAGGAGGAUCAAGGAAGAUCUGAGUCUCUUAGUAAUAAUUCUCAACCAGGAAAUCAGAAGAUUAUCAAGACAGGUUAUCAGAGUGAAAUGGUCUCUUCAUGCUAGGGAAGAGAUUAUUUUUGAACUUCAGCAGCAUUUGAGAGGAAAUACAACUAGAAUUCUCCUUGAAGGAAUAAGAAAGAGUACGAGGGAAAUGAUUGAAGAGCAAGAAGCAGUUCGUGCACGCUUAUUUACUAUUCAAGAUGUCAUGCAGAGCAAUCUCCGCGCGUGGUUGCAGGAUAAGAGCCUCAGAGUAUCUCAUAAUUUGGCUGUCUUUGGUGGAUGUGGCCUUGUUCUUACAAUCAUCACCGGUCUUUUUGGAAUCAAUGUGGACGGGAUCCCUGGAGCUCAAAACACACCAUAUGCAUUCGGUCUAUUCUCAGUCCUCCUUGUCGUCCUAGGUGUCGUGCUUAUUGCUGUUGGGUUGCUAUACCUUGGGUUAAAAAAGCCUAUCAGUGAAGAACAGGUCGAGAUUAGGAAACUCGAAUUGCAGGAGCUGGUCAACAUGUUCCAACAUGAGGCUGAGACGCAUGCACAGGUUCAUAAACAUAUCUCGAGGCAUAACUUGCCCCCAACAGCUGGUGAUAAUUUCAUUCAAGAUGCAAAUUAUGUUCUUAUGUAAUGACUUCAACUGCCCUUGGAACCAUUCAUUGAUAGGAUAAUGAAGACAUCAAUGGUAAACACUGCAAAUGUUCAACUUUAUCGGUGCCCAUUUACUUGUAAAAUAUCUUUCAAUCUCUUCUUGUAAAUCAUGGUGGAAUAUCACUUGGCAGUUUCUCUGCUACACUCUACUAGUAUUUUCUGGCGUUUUUUUCUGUCAA